CACCACGUCGGGAGAUCUUCCUCUGUCUCCUCGCUUCUUAUCUUACUGUAACAACCUCACAACUCGCCGGAGAUCCUACCAGAAACAAUUCGAUGUGGCUGAACCGGACAAUUCCCAUCCGGUAUCUGAGAUCCUUCCGAAGAACUCAAAACCCGCAAUGGAUGAGCUACACUGUUGCGUUCUACUCAGAUUCCGCGGAGGAGAAAGAAAAGGUCGCGACUUUGCAGGAGACUAGAAUGAGAGAUAGGUUUACUCUAUACGCACGUGGCGGCGAAGGUGGCAGUGGUUGUUCCAGCGCCCGCAAGACCCGUACCGAUCGCUACGGCAAACCAGAUGGUGGGAAUGGUGGGAGAGGAGGUGAUGUGAUUUUAGAAUGCACACAUGCAGUUUGGGACUUCAGCGGUUUACAGCCUCAUGUUAAAGGUGGGAAGGCUGGGCAUGGAACUUCUAAGAACAGGAUUGGAAACAGAGGAGAAGACAAGGUCCUUCAAGUGCCCAUUGGGACAGUGAUUCAUCUCCAAGAAGGUGAGAUUCCAUCUCAGGUUCAAGCUGGCUCUCCCACAAGUUUGGAUCCAUGGGACCUUCCUGGCACACUGGUUGAUGAUCCUGCAUCAGAGGAGACCUCCGACGUUAAUCAAGAUUCUUCUGUUCAACUUGAAGCUGAGGAAGUAGUAGACACGCCAAUGGAAGAUGACUUUGAAGACGAUAUUGAUCAAGUAAAGUAUAACGUUGCGGAGCUAACAGAACAAGGUCAGAGAAUACUCAUCGCACGUGGUGGCGAAGGCGGUUUGGGCAGCGUUUGCGCUACACGUUACUUAAGAGGCACCAAGUUCCCUAAAACAUCCCCUUUGAGAACAAUGGAGGACGAUGAAGAUGAUGAUGAUAAUAAUGGUCAACGCUCGAGUAUUAAGUGUGGUUCUCUUGGUACAGAAGCUGUCCUGAUACUAGAGCUGAAGAGCAUCGCCGACGUCGGUCUCGUAGGGAUGCCAAACGCUGGUAAAAGCACUCUCCUCGGCGCGCUCUCACGCGCUAAGCCGCGUGUAGGCCACUACGCGUUCACAACGCUGCGUCCUAACCUAGGAAACGUCAGCUACGACGACUUCUCAAUGACGGUAGCCGACAUCCCAGGGCUUAUCAAAGGAGCUCAUCAGAACAGAGGGCUAGGCCACAACUUUCUCCGCCAUAUAGAAAGGACCAAAGUGUUGGCUUACGUCGUGGACUUGGCGUCGGGGUUGGAUGGGAACAGAGGAGUGGCGCCGUGGCAGCAGCUGAGAGAUUUGGUGAUGGAGCUUGAGUUUCAUGAGGAAGGGUUGUCUGAUAGGUCGUCUUUGAUCGUGGCGAACAAGAUAGAUGAGAAGGGUGCAGAGGAGAGGUUGGAGGAGCUUGAGAGGAGAGUGAAAGGAGUGAGGAUUUUUCCGGUUUGUGCUGUUCUUGAAGAAGGUGUGGCUGAGCUGAAAGAUGGUUUGAAAAUGCUUGUAAACGGUGGUGGUGAGGGAUCAGAGAGAUUGAAAUUGGAGAAUAUAUGUGUUGACUAGUUUAGUUGUUUGUGCCAUGUGACAUUUUCACGGUUUCUGUUGUGAUUUUGGAUUCAAGAUUGUGUUAUAUGUUA
Brassica oleracea var. oleracea is the source of this 1609-nucleotide messenger RNA. RefSeq names its product probable GTP-binding protein OBGM, mitochondrial. The record is from RefSeq and is a predicted model, not a curated record. NCBI's taxonomy places the organism in Eukaryota, Viridiplantae, Streptophyta, Magnoliopsida, Brassicales, Brassicaceae. Gene Ontology annotation, cellular component: mitochondrion. Gene Ontology annotation, molecular function: GTPase activity; GTP binding; magnesium ion binding. The transcript has 4 exons. Bases 93 to 1535 code for a protein of 480 amino acids.